Penicillium soppii is the source of this 1272-nucleotide messenger RNA. Its product is annotated as N-acetylglucosamine-6-phosphate deacetylase. Gene Ontology annotation, biological process: N-acetylglucosamine catabolic process. The transcript is spliced from 2 exons. Bases 1 to 1272 code for a protein of 423 amino acids. Gene Ontology annotation, molecular function: N-acetylglucosamine-6-phosphate deacetylase activity. The record is from RefSeq and is a predicted model, not a curated record. NCBI's taxonomy places the organism in Eukaryota, Fungi, Ascomycota, Eurotiomycetes, Eurotiales, Aspergillaceae.
AUGCCCGGCAAAACAACGAAACCACGCAUCACCAAGUUCACCAAUUGCCGACUGGUGCGCGGCUCAUCUCUAGUCGAUCAAGACCUGUGGAUUGACUCACUCACUGGCAAAAUCCUCAAAGAUCAAGAAGCCUUCUAUGAACUCCACCUGUCCCCAGAUGAGAUCAUCGAUCUCGGCGGUCGUAUCGUCGCCCCGGGGAUGAUCGAUGUCCAACUGAAUGGCGCUCAUGGCUUCGACUUCUCAGUCCCGGCCGACACAAAGGACGAGUAUGACGAGGGUCUGCGCAUGGUCAACAAAGGUCUCGCCCGGACCGGUGUCACCUCUUACCUGCCAACCGUCGUCAGUUCCACCGCCGAAGUAUACCACAAGGUCCUCCCCUCCCUAGCUCCAACAGCCAAGACCCACAUCGCAACCGACGGCGCUGAAUCCCUCGGUGCCCACGCCGAAGGACCAUUCAUCAGUCCUGGUAGAAACGGGAUCCACAAGUCCGAAGUCCUGCAGUCCGCAGAAACCUUCGAAGACCUCUUGACUGUCUAUGGCGUCAACAAUCUCCAAGAAAACCCAAUCAAGAUGAUCACUGCCGCCCCAGAAGUUGGGAACAUGAUGGCCCACAUCCCUGAACUCACCAAACGCGGCAUCAUCUAUUCCAUCGGCCACUCCGACUCAACCUACGAGCAGGCCGUGGCAGCAACCCACCAGGGCGCGCGAAUGAUCACCCACCUCUUCAACGCCAUGCGUCCUUUCUACCACCGCAACCCUGGUAUUUUCGGUCUGCUCGGCCAGAGCGAGCGCCGGAGGCCGUUCUACGGUAUCAUCGCCGACGGCAUCCACUUGCACCCUACUUCUAUCAAGAUCGCGUACAAUGCCCACCCCGAUGGGUGUGUGCUUGUGACAGAUGCUAUGCGGCUUUGUGGUUUACCCGACGGUGUCUAUGAUUGGACUAACGGAGAGAGGAUUGUCAAGUCUGGUGCGCGGCUGACGCUUGAGGGGUCUGAUAAGAUUGCCGGUUCUUCGGCGACGCUGAUUGAGUGCGUCAAUAAUUUCCGACGCUGGUCAGGUGCUUCGACUGCGCAGGCUAUCAAUGCUGUUACGGCUACACCUGCCAAAUUACUGGGCCUUGAGGGCGUGAAGGGGUCGCUGGAGAGUGGGGCUGAUGCGGAUCUGGUGAUCUUGGGAGAAUAUGAAGAUGCUUUUGCGGGGUCUGUUUUGACAGUGGAUCAGGUCUGGAAGUUCGGGGUUAAAAUCCACGAUACUGAGAAGGCGGUGGUGUGA